GGGGCGGUGUGGGGCGCGGUCCUCAGCGCAAAGAUAUUUCCAUGCACAAGUGAUAGAUGACUCUGCGGCAAAUUAUUGUACACACACCCGAACAAAUCCUACUUUUCAACACCGUAACACGAAACUAUUUUGCCCUACAAGUGUCCUGUUACAGUGAAGUACAUGUACCGACUAUUUAAACCGAAGAACCGUAAUGCUAUGUGACACAUCGCGGACUCUGCUGAAGACGUGCCCCCGCGGUGACGCUGCUCUCGGGUCGCAGCGCGUCAUCUUCGCGGUGCAGCAGAUAAACACUUUGUUUAGCUUUAGCUCCUGCAGCUAGCUUAACAUCUACAUUGUGUCAUCCGAGUUUGUUUUGUCGCAUUUGGCGGACGAAUCAUUUUCCUGUUAAGCUAGUUUAGCUAACAUUCAUAGGUGUAGCUUCUCUUUCCGUUCAGCUGGGCGGAGUUUAAUGUUCUGUGUUGAUGCUAUUACAUAACAUGGUGGUAAGCUGUUGAUGUAGCAUUAGCUUAAAAACAGUCUGUUUUUUAAACAUACUCGUAUCUCCUGUUUGAGACAUCUGUGUGGCAGUAGUUGUGUUUACGAUGGGAGUCAGCAGGAUCUACAUUAGCAUAGGGUAUGCUACAUUUGGCACCCUGGUUGGACUUUCUGCUUUCUUGGUGUGGAAUAUAGCGUACAAGCAGCCGUGGACGGCGGCCAUGGGAGGCCUGUCAGGAGUUUUGGCGUUCUGGUCUCUUGUCACACACGUCAUGUAUCUGCAGGACUUCUGGCGCACUUGGCUCAAAGGCCUCAAGUUCUUCAUCGCUGUUGGCGUGCUCUUCUCAGCGCUGGCAGUGGCCGCCUUCAUCACCUUCCUCACUCUCGCCAUCACGCAGAAGCAAUCUCCCACUGACCCGAGGAGCCUCUACCUCUCCUGCGUGUGGAGCUUCCUCACUCUCAAGUGGUCCUUCCUCUUGGCCCUGUACUCCUACAGAUACCGGCAGGAGUUCGCAGACAUCAGCAUCCUCAGCGACUUCUAGUCUCGAUUGUUCAGACUGCGACGGACUUCGAGGGGUUUGACACUGCCGGCGGCGGCGGCGGCGGCAGCAGCUGGUCUAACAGCUUCUGUAACAAAGAGGAGGAAGAGCCGGCGGAUUAAAGUCCUCUGACUUUGUGGAGUCGCACUUGUUGCACUUGCUUAACAAGCUCUGUGUUUGUAUUGUUUUCCUGCUCCCACACUUUUAGAUAUUAUAUUCCCGUAAGUCUAAACCUCUGAAGAGCUGCUUUGAGUUAAUCGCUUGAGUCCGUGUAUGAAGAGACGUGCUGUGUUUUUAUAGACUGAUUUUAUCUUGGGAUUGUUUAAUAUUAAAACGGCUAAUACGUAGGUGGGAAUCCCACCGCAACAGGCUUUUAAUCCAACGACAAGCUGUUAAAAUGAAACUAACCCCCCUCCACCUGGACAGUGUUUGUUGGAGUGCUUGAAUGUUUCUCCCCAGACGAGCUUUUCGCUGCAGUUUUGAACCAUAUUCUCAUUUUUACUAGUCGGUCUCAUCUUCAUCGUGAAUGACGUUCUUCUAGAUGAAUAUUUGCACUCGUAUUUAAAGCUUUUUAAAGUACAUGUUCUUAGUUCCUCCCUUAAUAAUGUUCGUAAGAAGUGAAGAAAAGACAUUCCUGUGGAAGUCGUGCUUUUCAUCUUCUCCACCGGGGGGCGCCUCGCUCUGUCACGGGAGGAGUCCACUGGAAACUGACAUUCCUCUGAAGAGAAAACACAAAUGAAUUUGAUGAAUAAUUGCACUUUAGUCUUGAUAUUGAUGCCAUUGUUUUACAUGUGGUCAUCUCUCUUUUUAAAUGUUGUGUUAUUUAUAUGUAUCAUUCAUUUACAGUUUGUAUGAUUUGUGUGGAGUUUGGUUCCAGCUGUCCGCCAUGAAACAUGUUCAAAUGUGUUUGUGUUGAUGAGCGUAUGAAUGUUCGGAUGUAAAUAGAAACUGAACCCAUUAAAGUUGCAUUUAUUGUAAA
Cottoperca gobio is the source of this 1995-nucleotide messenger RNA. It is a transcript of the gene slc48a1a, whose product is annotated as solute carrier family 48 member 1a. The transcript is spliced from 3 exons. Gene Ontology annotation, biological process: heme transport. Gene Ontology annotation, cellular component: plasma membrane; lysosomal membrane. The coding region runs from base 585 to 1019 and encodes 144 amino acids. Gene Ontology annotation, molecular function: heme binding; heme transmembrane transporter activity. Lineage: Eukaryota; Metazoa; Chordata; Actinopteri; Perciformes; Bovichtidae. The record is from RefSeq and is a predicted model, not a curated record.